AUGGGGCUCCCCAGCGUCACCCUGGUAACGUGUCUGCUGCUGGGCCGCGUCCUCCACGCAGCAACACCAGUAACAGCAGACAUGACGACAGUGACCUCGUCUAGGGAGACGUCUGUGCCAACCGGUUUCUUCACGGGCCCCCUGGGAGCGGAGGACACCUCUGCCUCGGCUGGGCCGUGGGCCACGCAGACGGAAGGCUAUGACUACGGCUUGCCGCUGAGGCUGGUGAACGGCGCGGACCGGUGCCAGGGCCGGGUGGAGCUCCUGUACCAGGGCACCUGGGGCACCGUGUGUGAUGACAGCUGGGACUCCCGGGACGCGGACGUGGUGUGCAGGCAGCUGGACUGCGGCAACUCGGUGUGGGCGCCCGGCGGGGCCCACUUCGGCCAGGGCUCGGGGAACGUCCUGCUGGGCACCGUGGACUGCGCGGGCUGGGAGCCCUCCCUGUCCAGCUGCCCCCACGGCGGCUGGUACCACCACGAGUGCGGACACAGGGAAGAUGCCGGCGUCGUGUGCUCAGCUUCUCUGCUUUCCACGGUGGAGACCCUGGCAGUAUCCACGGAAGCUUCUCUGCUUUCCACGGUGGAGACCCUGGCAGCAUCCACGGAAGACGCAUGGACACCUCCUUCCACAGCUGCCUCUACUCAACUAACAACAGAUGUUGGGACCGAUUCGGCUCUGGCCCUGAGGCUGGUGAAUGGCGGUGACCGGUGUCAGGGCCGCGUGGAGGUCCUCUACCGAGGCUCCUGGGGCACCGUGUGUGACGACGGGUGGGACACCAACGACGCCAACGUGGUGUGCAGGCAGCUGGGCUGUGGCUGGGCCAGGUCGGCCCCAGGCAGUGCCCGGUUCGGACAGGGCUCAGGGCCGAUCGUGUUGGACGACGUGGGCUGCUCAGGGCACGAGUCCUUCCUGUGGAGCUGCCCGCACAGGGGAUGGAACUCACACAACUGUGGGCACGGGGAAGACGCUGGCGUCAUCUGCUCAGCUACUCAGGCCUCCACAUCCUGGCCAGACGCAUGGACACCUUCUUCCACAGCUGCCACUACUCAACUAACAACAGAUUUCGGCACCGAUGCUGGUUUGGCCCUGAGGCUGGUGAAUGGCGGUGACCGGUGUCAGGGCCGCGUGGAGGUCCUCUACCGAGGCUCCUGGGGCACCGUGUGUGACGACGGGUGGGACACCAACGACGCCAACGUGGUGUGCAGGCAGCUGGGCUGUGGCUGGGCCAGGUCGGCCCCAGGCAGUGCCCGGUUCGGACAGGGCUCAGGGCCGAUCGUGCUGGACGACGUGGGCUGCUCAGGGCACGAGUCCUUCCUGUGGAGAUGCCCGCACAAUGGCUGGAACUCCCACAACUGUGGGCACGGGGAGGACGCCGGCGUCAUCUGCUCAGACAUGGAGGAGGUGUCCUUGUGCCGUCCUCUAGAUUUCGGGACCGAUUCGGCUCUGGCCCUGAGGCUGGUGAAUGGCGGUGACCGGUGUCAGGGCCGCGUGGAGGUCCUCUACCGAGGCUCCUGGGGCACCGUGUGUGACGACGGGUGGGACACCAACGAUGCCAACGUGGUGUGCAGGCAGCUGGGCUGUGGCUGGGCCAGGUCGGCCCCAGGAAGUGCCCGGUUCGGACAGGGCUCAGGCCCGAUCGUGCUGGACAACGUGGGCUGCUCAGGGCAUGAGUCCUUCCUGUGGAGCUGCCCGCAUAAUGGCUGGAACUCACACAACUGUGGGCACCACGAAGACGCCGGUGUCAUCUGCUCAGGGUUUGGGACCGAUUCGGCUCUGGCCCUGAGGCUGGCGAACGGCGGUGACCGGUGUCAGGGCCGCGUGGAGGUCCUCUACCGAGGCUCCUGGGGCACCGUGUGUGACGACGGGUGGGACACCAACGACGCCAACGUGGUAUGCAGGCAGCUGGGCUGUGGCUGGGCCAGGUCGGCCCCAGGAAGUGCCCGGUUCGGACAGGGCUCAGGCCCGAUCGUGCUGGACGACGUGGGCUGCUCAGGGCACGAGUCCUACCUGUGGAGCUGCCCGCACAGUCCCUGGAACUCACACAACUGCAACCACGGGGAGGACGCCGGCGUCAUCUGCUCAGCUCACCGAGUCCUCGGGGGCGAAGAUGGGGCCCUGCGGGCCGCGUGCCAGGAGGAAGUUGGAAGCGGGUCCCUCAGGUCCGCGCGGCGGCAGGCCUCCAGGGAAGCUCGGAAGAUGAAGUUCCUGGGAAAUGGCUUUCAUGAAAGCAGCGCCCAGACCACGCUCUCGGGGCCUGCUGCUGUCGCGGAAGCUGCUGCCACCACCGUCCUCAGGAUUCCUCCCGAGACAGCUUCUCUGCUUUCCACGGAGGAGUCCCUGACAGCAGCCACGGAAGUGCAGCGGCGGGAGGAGGAGGACCCCUGGCCCUCGGAGCGGUUCCCCCAGACCCUGCCCCAUGUUAGGAACGUCGUGGGCCUGACGAAGCCCGAGGCGCCAGCGUCCGGCCAGGCCGGCGAGGGAGGGCUCAGCUGCUGUCCUGGAGGCUGCUGCCGCCAACGUCCUCAGGAGUCCCCCCAGGACAGGUCCUCGACCACGUCCACUGACUUUUCUGACGAAGAUGCAGAGUCGGGACCGCCCCACAGUCUUGCCAGCGAGUACCUGGCUCAGGAAGGGACACACCGGACGUGGUCCCAUCACCUCCGCUGGCUUUGCCUCAACUGUGGACCUCCACCCUGGGUGUCCCUGGUGGAAGCGGGGGGAAGUCCUCACCCCAUGGGCAAUCCUGGGGCUCCCUACCUAGGAGCCUCCUUAGAGCAGGCAGAACAGGAUGUCCAUCCUUUCCCUGUGAUGGAGAUGAACCCCUGGGCGUGUCCAAAGAUGACCGCCUGCUUGGGUGUGGCUGUGAGGGAGGCCCUGAGUCUAGAACCUGCCUUAGGCCUGGAGCUCAGCACAAACAGUGAGGAGGUGUCCUUGUGCUGUCCUCUAGGGUUAAGGACCAAUUCGGGUUUGGCCCUGAGGCUGGUGAACGGCGGUGACCCAUGUCAGGGCCGCGUGGAAGUCCUCUACCAAGGCUCCUGGGGCACCGUGUGUGACGACGGGUGGGACAUCAACAAUGCCAACGUGGUGUGCAGGCAGCUGGGCUGUGGCGAGGCCAGGUCGGCCCCAGGAAGUGCCUGGUUUGGAAAGGGCUCAGGCCCGAUCGUGCUGGAUGAUGUGGGCUGCUCAGGGCACGAGUCCUACCUGUGGAACUGCCCGCACAGGGGCUGGAACUCACACAACUGCAACCACGGAGAGGACGCCGGCGUCAUCUGCUCAGGAGCCGAUGCCGGUUUGGCCCUGAGGCUGGUGAACGGAGGUGACCGGUGUCAGGGCCGCGUGGAGGUCCUGUACCAAGGCUCCUGGGGCACUGUGUGUGAUGAUGGGUGGGACACCAAAGACGCCAACGUGGUGUGCAUGCAGCUGGGCUGUGGCGAGGCCAGGUUGGCUCUUGGAAAUGCCUGGUUCGGACAGGGCUCAAAACAGAUCGUGCUGGAUGACGUGGCCUGUUCUGGGCACGAGUCCUACUUAUGGAGCUGCCCGCACAGGGGCUGGAACUCCCACAACUGCAACCACGGAGAGGACGCCAGUGUCAUCUGCUCAGGAGCCAGUUCCGGUUUGGCCCUGAGGCUGGUGAACAGCAGUAACCCAUGUCAGGGCCGUGUGGAGGUCCUCUACCAAGGCUCCUGGGGCACCGUGUGUGAUGACGGGUGGGACACCAAUGAUGCCAACGUGGUGUGCAGACAGCUGGGUUGUGGCGGGGCCAGUUCGGCCCCAGGAAGUGCCCAGUUCGGACAAGGCUCAGGGCCGAUUGUGCUGGACGAUGUGGACUGUUCAGGGCAAGAGUCCUUCCUGUGGAGCUGCCCAAAUAGGGGCUGGAACUCCCACAACUGUGGGCACCACGAGGAUGCUGGCGUCAUCUGCUCAGCAUCCCAGAAUCAUGGAUUCCCUUCACCUACCAGUUGGCCAGCUUCAGGUGCAGCUGGAUCCCGGCCCGAUGCCGGUUUGUCCCUGAGGCUGGUGAAUGGCGGUGACCGGUGUCAGGGCCGCGUGGAGGUCCUCUACCAAAACUCCUGGGGCACCGUGUGUGACGACGGGUGGGACAUCAAUGACGCCAACGUGGUGUGCAGGUGGCUGGGAUGUGGCCGGGCUAAGUCGGCCCCUGGAAGUGCCCAGUUUGGACAGGGCUCAGGGCCAAUUGUGCUGGACGAUGUGGGCUGCUCAGGGCAAGAGUCCUUCUUGUGGAGCUGCCCAAAUAGGGGCUGGAACUCCCACAACUGCAACCACGGAGAGGACGCCGGCGUCAUCUGCACAGGUGGGCCCCCCUCCCGGAAGUCUAUUCUCCUUCAUGGGUGGUGGGAACCAGGGAUGUCUAACAAUUAAUGUUUUUGUCCCCUUCUAGGAGCCAAUUCCACUUUGGCCCUGAGGCUGGUGAACGGCAGUAACCCAUGUGAGGGCCGCGUGGAAGUCCACUACCAAGGCUCCUGGGGCACCGUGUGUGAUGACGGGUGGGACACGAAUGACGCCAAUGUCGUGUGCAGGCAGCUGGGUUGUGGCGGGGCCAGUUCGGCCCCAGGAAGUGCCCAGUUUGGACAGGGCUCAGGGCCAAUUGUGUUGGACGAAGUGGAAUGCUCAGGGCAAGAGUCCUUCCUGUGGAGCUGCCCAAAUAGGGGCUGGAACUCCCACAACUGCAACCACGGAGAGGACGCCGGCGUCAUCUGCUCAGGAACCAAUGCUGGUUUGGACCUGAGGCUGGUGAAUGGCAGUGACCGGUGUCAGGGCCGCGUGGAGGUCCGCUACAAAGGAUCCUGGGGCACCGUGUGUGACGACGGGUGGGACACCAACGACGCCAACGUGGUGUGCAGGCAGCUGGGCUGUGGCUGGGCCAGGUCGGCCCCAGGAAGUGCCCGGUUCGGACAGGGCUCAGGCCCGAUCGUGCUGGACGACGUGGGCUGCUCAGGGCAUGAGUCCUACCUGUGGAGCUGCCCGCACAGGGGAUGGAACUCACACAACUGUGGGCACGGGGAGGACGCUGGAGUCAUCUGCUCAGCCAGCGGUUCUCAACCUUCCCCGUGUCCUGACCCGUUUCCAAAAUGUACCCUUAUUGUUGUUUCCGCAGACAACCCGCCCAGGAUGAGGCUCGCCAACGGCACCGGGAGGUGCUCCGGGCGCGUGGAGGUGUUCUACCAGGGCGCCUGGGGGUCGGUGUGCGGGGACGGCUGGGGCCUGCGGGAGGCCCAGGUGGUGUGCCGGCAGCUGGGGUGCGGCCGCGCGGUGUCUGCCCCGCUGGGCGCCCACUUCGGGCCGGGCUUCGGGAAGAUUCUCCUGGACAACGUGCACUGCAGCGGUGAGGAGAGCCACCUGGCCCUGUGCGCCCACGACACCUGGUUCACGCACGGCUGUGGCCACGAGGACGACGCCGGGGCCGUCUGCUCGGGUCCUCUAGCGGCAGAUGCCUUCCCGCCAGGGGGUGGCUUCUCCAAGCCUUCACUGACCACAGCCCCGGAGGCCCGGACACCUCCACCUGCAGGAGGCUGGGCCCCCAUGAGGCUGGUGGGCAGCAGGGGGAGCUGCGCGGGCCGCGUGGAACUCUUCUACCAGGGCAUCUGGGGGACCGUGUGCGAUGACCUCUGGGACCUGCCACAAGCCAACGUCGUCUGCAGGCAGCUGGGGUGUGGCCGGGCCGUUUCAGCGCCCGGUGAGGCCCACUUCGGGGAAGGUUCUGGCAAGAUCCUGCUGGACGACGUGCACUGCAGGGGCGACGAGGGGAGCCUGGAGGAGUGUGCCCACCUCGGCUGGCUCUCCCACAACUGCGGGCACGGAGAAGACGCGGGCGUGGUCUGCUCAGGUCGCCCGUCGGCUGCCAUGGCAGGGACGGCCACUGCAGAGAAACCUCGGUGCGGCGGCGUCAUCACUAACUCGUCGGGCGCCGUGAGGAACCCGCCGCGGAGUGACAUGCACGACAACGUGACCUGCGUGUGGGAGAUCCGGGCCAACGCGUCCGACCACGUGCUGCUGGCCUUCCCCUACCUGAACCUGGACUGCACCAACGAAUACUUUGACAUCCUGGAUGGCCCCCCGUCCUCGGCCACAUCCCUGGGGAGGACCUGCUCUGGCUUCUACCUCACCUACGAGUCCUCCUCCAGCUCCAUGACCCUCAAGUACUUCCGGAGCUCCAACAACAUCGGGAAGGUCUUCAUUGCGUAUUAUUACUCCGCAGCCAAAGGGGACUGGCCGGAGCUGCGGCUGGCAGGUGGCUCCGGCCCAUGCUCGGGGCGUGUGGAGGUCCUCCGCCAGGGGGCCUGGGGCACCGUGUGCGACGACCUGUGGGACCUGAACGAGGCUGCGGUUGUGUGCCGGCAGUUGGGCUGCGGCAGGGCCAUCGCUGCCCUGGGGAAGGCCCACUUCGGCCCGGGCUCUGGGGAGAUCCUCCUGGACAACGUCCAGUGCUCAGGGGCGGAGCGCCACCUGGGCCAAUGCGUGCACUCGGGCUGGGCGGAGCACAACUGUGGCCACCGUGAGGAUGCCGGCGUCACCUGCUCUGAUGCAGAAGACCUGUCUCCUCCCACACCUCCAGGGGGCACUGCUGCCCACGGCACCCACCGGGUGUGGGGCCGGGUCAUUGCGGUCACGCAGGUGCCCCCUGUUGUUGCAGGAGGAAGUGGCUCCUGUGGAGGGGUGCUGACCAGGCUCCCCGGCUCGUUUUCCAGCCCCCGGUACCCGGAAAACUACCCAACCGACACCCAGUGCGUCUGGGAGAUCCACGUGGAUAAAAAAUCCCACAUCAAACUCCUGAUUCCGAGCCUGAGCCUGGAAGACAUCCCGGGGUGCCCCUUCGACUCGGUGGAGAUCUUCGAUGGGCCCAGGAUCGCCUCACUCUCCCUGGGCCGGUUCUGUGCCCCGGGAGCUCUGCUGGUCUUCUCCUCCUCCGACACCAUGACCGUGGUCUUCCAGAGCGACUUCGUGGUCACCAACUCCGGCUUCUACGCUCUGUUCGACGUGAUUCCGCCGGAUGAGGGCGAGCCAGGAGGCAGCAGCUCCUGUGGGGGAGACAUGUCCGGCCCCGUGGGCUCCUUCUCCAGCCCCUGGUACCCCGCCAACUACCCCACGGACGUGCGGUGCGUCUGGGAGAUCCGCGUGGCUCAGGGGCUCCUCGUGUUGCUGACCGUCCCGAGGCUGCGGUUGGAGGACGCCUUCGGGUGCCCCUACGACUUCAUCGAGGUGUUCGACGGCCGGCAGAGGGCCUCGCUGUCCAUGGGCAGGUUCUGUGCCGGGGCGGCCCUCACCUUCCUCUCUUCCUCCAAUGUCCUGACCCUCGUGUUCAGAAGCGAUGCGGCUGUCACCCGCACGGGGUUCUACGCCCUGUACCGCGCUGUGGAGCCAGCCGAGAGCGCCGUGCAGCCGGGCCAGAGUGAGGAGAGCGAGGAGAGCGAGGAGAGCGAGGAGAGCGAGGAGCGAGGAGAGCGAGGAGAGCGAGGAGAACGAGAGCGGGAGCGGAACAGAAACCCAGGCGAGCUCUCCACGCGCUGCACCCGGCCUCCCCGGCUGCACGUGGACUCGACUGCUGACAGCCCCCAUACAGAGGCGGCCGUCAGGCUGACCAACGGCAGCCACCCGUGCGAGGGCCGCGUGGAGCUGCACAUCUUGGGCAUCUGGGCCACCGUGUGCGACGACGGCUGGGACCUGCGCGACGCCCGGGUGGUGUGCCGGCAGCUGGGCUGCGGCCGGGCCCUGGCGGCCCCCGGGAGCGCGCACUUCGGCCCAGGCCGCGGCCCCAUCGCCCUGGACGACGUGGAGUGCGAGGGCACGGAAGGCGGGCUGGGCCGCUGCCUGCACAGCAACUGGCUCUCCCACAACUGCGGGCACCAGGAGGACGCGGGUGUCACCUGCGCGGAUCUGCCCGUGGUGAGGCUGGCGGCCGGGCGGAGCCGGUGCGAGGGCCGCGUGGAGAUCCACCAUGACGGCGCCUGGGGGACCGUGUGCGACGACCUGUGGGGCCUGCCCGCCGCCCAGGUGGUGUGCCGGCAGCUGGGCUGCGGGGCGGCCCUGGCGGCCCCGGGGAGCGGGCUGUUUGGGGCCGGCUCCGGCCCCAUCUUCCUGGACGACGUGUCGUGCACGGGCAGCGAGACCAGCCUGGGGCGCUGCCACCACCUCGGCCUGUCGGUGCACAACUGCGGGCACCAGGAGGACGCCGGGGCCGUCUGCGCAGAGUCGCUGGGCCCGGACGGCUGUCUCAUUGUCAUCGUGUUUCUGUUCACUUGCAGCUUCCGUGUCCACGGCCCCGACCUCCACACCAGAUGCCUCCACCAGCUCCGCACACGGGACCUUCCCACCCCCACCCGGUACGGCUCGCUCGCCAUGACCACGACGUUCAAAUCCACGAGACCAGCUUCCUACUCAUGUUCCAACGCCCCGUCCACCGCCGCCGACGCGGAGGCCCCCUCCGACCGGACCCUGCGCCUGGUGGGCGGGCACGACCCCUGCGAGGGCCGCGUGGAGGUCUGGCACCGGGGCGCGUGGGGCACCGUGUGCGACGACGGCUGGAGCCUCCGCAACGCCCGCGUCGUGUGCCGCCUCCUGGGCUGCGGCCGCGCGCUCAGCGCCCCGGGGCGCGCCCGCUUCGGCCCCGGCGCCGGGCCCAUCCUGCUGGACCGGGUGCGCUGCGCGGGCGCCGAGGACGCGCUGGGGAGCUGCGCGCACGCCGGCUGGACCCGGCACCACUGCCGGCACCGCGAGGACGCAGGCGUGGUCUGCGCAGUGCAGAGCAGGGUUCGUUCUGAAACAGAGCGCAGAGGCCAAGAGGCCGCGGAGGAAGUGACUAAGGACAGACGGCUGGGCGGACAGUCUAUCCAGGCUGCUGCAGCCUCGCCUGACCUGCCUCUCCUCCUUCUCCCUCCGCAGGUGGAGCCCGCCCUGCUGCGCCCAGGGACCACGCUGAGCCAGCCCAGGGCACGUGGGUACUUUGCCCACAGCCCUGGCCUCCCGCCCUGGGCACCGGGCUCCCUGUGUGAGCUCCUGCCGCCCCUGCCCACAGCCCAGCUGUCCUGCUUGCCUCACCUUUUCCGGGUCACGGUGGACCGCGGCUACCUGCGGAGGCUGGGCUACUCCUCCUGGGACGUCCACCUGAACGACGAGCUGUGUCGCCCGCGCGUCGCGGGGCCCUUCCUCAUCUUCAGCGUCCCCUACGGCCACUGCGGCACCGCCCGACAGGUGAGACGGCCGGCAGCGCCCUCUGUGCUGGGAAAAGUCAGCGCCUAUUACACGCCUGGUGGGAACAGGGAAGGCAGGAGCGGUGGCUUUAUUCCUGAGUUCCGUGAGCCCUGCCAUGGCUCCCCAACUUACCUGAGACUUCCCUUCCAAUGGGGACUCUACUCCAACUCCAUCCGAGGCCGGCUGUGGGGCGCCCCCGGCCACCUCACCGUGAGGCACCGGGUGCCCCAGCUGAAGUUCACCUGCUCCGUGGACAGCCCGUCGGCAGUUGAACUUGUUCCUGGGGCUGACGAGCCGAGGCGGGGCGCUGCCUACGAGGUGUCCGCGGCGUUCCUCCAGCUGCCCGUGGCCCCGCCUGUGGGGAGUGCGGGGCCCGAGGACGCUGGCCAGAGGGAGGAGGUGUUCCUGCAGGCGACACUCCACAGCCCCGACCCCAGCCUGAGGGUCUCUGUGGACACCUGUGUGGCUUCUCCAGAUCCCCAUGAUUUUGCAACUGUCAAGUACGACUUGAUCCGGCAAGGUGGUGUGGGCCCUUCCCCCAGGUGCGUCGCAGAUGACACCUAUGUCAGCCUCCCCUCUCACCAGAGGAACACGGCCCAGUUCAAGUUCAAUGCCUUCAGCUUCCUCCCUGGUUACGAGGUGGUCUACCUGCGGUGCGAGGUCGCCGUGUGCAAAGCGGGCGACCCCUCCUCCCGCUGCUCCCAGGGCUGUGCUGGGCGGGGCCGGAGCCGGAGGGGCACGGGCCCUGUGGUGGCCACGGGGGAGCAGGCGGGGCGUCUCCGGGUGCUGGGGCCCCUGGAAAUCCAGAGGAACUGA
Molecule: messenger RNA, 10026 nt
Organism: Myotis myotis
Lineage: Eukaryota; Metazoa; Chordata; Mammalia; Chiroptera; Vespertilionidae
Gene: DMBT1
Product: deleted in malignant brain tumors 1
Cellular component (GO): membrane
Source: RefSeq, a predicted model, not a curated record